Molecule: messenger RNA, 846 nt
Organism: Anopheles nili
Lineage: Eukaryota; Metazoa; Arthropoda; Insecta; Diptera; Culicidae
Exons: 2
Coding region: 1-846 (281 amino acids)
Source: RefSeq, a predicted model, not a curated record
AUGAAUACCUCGGACUUCGAUGCACUGGCCAAGCAAGUGUACAUAAAUUUGGAUGUUAUUAACCAUCAUCUAGGCGAAGCCAAAACUGAUUCAAAAUUGCUAACCAAAACAGCUGACUCCGAGAAUCUCCUCGAGUCCUUGUUGACCCUUGCAAAGGAACUUAAGUCGCCUCCAGAUAUCGCAUCGCAGAAUGCUGUAGAUCUGGCGAAACGUCCAAGUGAGGAAGAAAUCGACACACUCUUUGAUGUCCUUCGAUCUCGACCAACGGCAGCUAACGGCAAGCAUCAGCGACAAGGAUCGUUUAAGAAAAACACACCGUCGCCACUGCAGCAGUCAAGACUCCUGAACGAAACCAACCUGCUGGGCAACACAACAACUUCGUUGACCAAUUCGUGCUCCGAUCUUACGAAUUCAAUUAACAAAACACAACUUAAGCAGCCAACCAUUGAUGUGGAAGCGGCUGUUGGAAGACUUCGCCGGGCAGCAGAGCUGCUGGGGACAAUAUCAAGUGAACAAAUACAGUCCGUUGAUUUGUCUCAAAUUCGCCAACGUUGCCAAACCGAAUGGAAAGCUAGAAUGAGGGCCUGUCGUAAUGUCGAACAACUUCUUAACGAUACACUGCAUGAAACGGACAGGAGCGGUACGAAUGUGGUGAAAAAGGAACCCCUAGUAGGGACCGCAUUGGUUAAAUCGAUACAGCAAUUGCAAACGAAAUUACAUUUGGCCGUAUUUAUCAAGGAACAGGAAGCUCCGCCUGAUUUGACUAAAACCCUCAGCAAGGCAGCAUUACCCUUAUCGGAGUGUAUCGACUCCAUCGAAGAAACGUUAAGACAGCAGAAGCUGUGA